GCGUCCGCGGUGAUGUUGGGUUCCAUGGCUGGGACAACUAGCUCAGUGCAAGGGACCCUGGCCCAUGCAGACUCCGCUGCUCCUACAAGUUCUGCUACCAUUUCAACUGGUUGUGCUUAUUGGCUUCUUGUACUGUCUCUAUAUUAGAAGACUGUAGCCACAGUGUUUUCUAGUUUGUUGUUCUCCUGCCUGAUCAACUUCUUCGCUCACAUAUAUUGCUGUACGAAAUGUGAACCUGAACGGAAAUUUUGUUGUCUUUAAUGUUGCGUCUUUAUCUUGUCAUCUCGCUGUGAAGAAAGGCAGAUUACCUGGUCGCUUGAAAGGACGUUAAAUUGUGCGAGUUUGCCCCUCUCCAUGAGGCGUCGGGACGACAAGCGUCGGUGAUAGCGGGCGGGCUGGCUCUCGGAUCUGCUGGCGAUGGUCGGUGCUGGGGACGGGGAGUUGAGAGCGCUCGCCCCGUCACUGCAGCACUCCGCCAUGACAGCACUACUACCAACAUGAAUCCAAGAUGGCCACCGGGCGCUGCCCGCACUACCUGUUCCUCCACUCCACAUUGCUCCCCGACGUCGCCACUACUCGGAGGAUGGUGAUAUGUAUUACCAUGCUGCCCAAGAUGGCACUCAACCUAUGAUCAUACCCAGUGAUCACGACAGACACGCGGUGGAAAUACUCUUCACCCUGGAGACUCUAACGCAAGCUGGUAUCAUUUUCAUCAUGGCGGUAGCCAUCAUCUUGACCAAUGUUCUCAUCAUAGCCACCUUCCUCAACUAUCGCGGCCCCUCGGAAGUGAUCAACAUCUACCUGUUGUCGCUGGCCGUGGCCGAUCUCAUGUGCGGCAUGUUGGUGGUCUCGCUGUCUGUGUACUCAGCUAUCGUGCAGCAGUGGGUGUAUGGUGACGUGGUGUGUCGCCUGGUAGGCUACCUGGAAGUCACCCUGUGGAGCGUCAGUGUAUUCACCUUCAUGUGGAUUAGCGUAGAUCGCUACCUGGCCAUCCGCAAGCCACUGCGCUACGAAACGGUGCAAACUAAGACGCGGUGUCAGUGUUGGAUGGCCUUCACGUGGAUCUCAGCGGCCAUGUUGUGCUGUCCGCCUCUCCUCGGCUUCAACAAGCCGGUAUUUGAUCGCGAUGCAUAUAUCUGUAUGCUCGACUGGGGGAAUAUGGCCGCUUAUUCCGUGACUGUAGCCAUUCUGGUGCUUGGCCCAAGCCUCAUCACCAUCAUCUACACCUAUUUCUAUAUCUUCUCCAUGAUGCGCAAACUUCGCAGCGGGGUUCCUAUUCACGAUAAAGAGUAUGCUACAGCACUCUCGGAAAACCUCUCUAAUCCUAGUCACCUCAUGUCUUUCGUACUGGUCGUCGCUUUCUGGUUAUCGUGGACGCCCUAUGCAGGCGUGAAACUCUACGAAUAUUUCACAGGAACAAAGUUCCAAAUACCUUUCCUGCAUUUCGGUAUUGUUUGGUUAGGAAUUCUCAAUUCAUUCUGGAAAGGGAUAAUUCUUGUUGCGCUGAGCCCUCAGUUCAGACUUGCGCUCCGGAUAUUCUGCCUAACGUUAUGCUGUCGCUACAAAGGGCGUCUCCAGGGGGAGCUCAUUGGAAUGGACCCAGAUGACUGAGACGUGCUUAUAAUGUGCCCCAUUGCAGGAUAGUUUGAGGCACAAUGAUACACGCAGAGUGGCAACUGUCCUGGGGACCGAACCUAGCAGAAUCUGAUUAACCUAGGUCAACUACACACAUUUGCACUACAUGGUACAUGGUAUGGGCAACAGUAAGUCAUGUGUAUCUUUGCUGAUGUAUAUAGAUAAACUAGAGGUCAGCAGCCUUUUAAAUGAAUAUAAAACAUUUGCUUUUGAUAAGGAAAUGUAUAAUGUUGCAUAAAAGUAAUAACCCAGUGUAACUGUAGGAUUUUAUAGCAAAGUUUUUGGAUAAAAACUUCAUAGGAACACAAGGACAAUUGCAGUAUCUCAGUUCCUUAUGGAUUUAGUUCAGUAGAAUUCAGUCUGUGAUAGCUUGUGGCCUACACAUAGCUGUACCAGGUGCCAUGCUGCAAAGGUACGUUAUUGGCCCCAGAUUUCUGAUGUGCCUUCCUUCAAGAUAAUUGCUACUCUGUUUUGAUAUCCAAUAAGAACUACUUGUGUGCCUUAGGAAGGACAUGCCUGGGGAUUGCAUCACCAAACAGAUCUUACAAUGCAAAACAAGGAGGGUUUCUGGUGUGCCUUACUGAAAGAUAGAUUGGAUGUGAUAGAAUGGGGCACAUCAAAAACAGAACUACUAACAAAGUGAAGCAUAUUAUAUGCCCCAGAUGGAAGAGCUCCGGGGCACAGCAAAACUCUCACAGGACAAUUACCCUUCAACUGUCGUAAUCUCUACCCUGUUGUAUAAAAAUAAACAGUUCUUUUUCAACACAACAAUAGAAAGACUUCGGAAAGAGCUUUAAUAUUCAAAAUGAUUGAUUCAAAAAAGGACAAAUCAAAUAGCUCUCAUUUUGUAUAGCAUGUAUAGUAAUGUUUAGUAGAAAGCUGAAUGUGCGUUGGGGUAGUGCAGAACUUAAACAAAAAAUAAUGUACACCAGGAAAACAUUUUAGAAUUAAAGAAACUGCAGGAUCAGUAAGUGGUUAGUGAUAUUUAGUGCACCAUAGCUUUACUACGGUGAAUGCGUUGUACAAAUAAAUGUGUCUAGCGCGUGUGUGUAUGUGAUGUCAUGAAAAUAGUAAUUUCUUUAUCUCGUUGUGCAACCAAUGAUCUUAUAACUUCUCUGUAUAUCUUUGUCUUAUAUAUUUAAGUGCUUUAUAUGUGUCAUGAUUUUUUAAUACUUUAUGUUAAUACCGAUGUACUCUGGUAUUCAUGAAUGGAUACGUUUUCCAUAGCCACAAUCUCAAUUUAAAUUCUCGUAAUGUGUCGAAACUUCACUGUUGGAUAACCUGCAAUGUAACAUGUUAUAACAGAUAGUUAAUGUGCCAUUUGCUUUUAAAAUGUUUUAAUAUACUUAGAAAUUAGUGAAUUUAACAUAACUGAAAUAUUUCUACACUCCAAAAUCAGACUUCUUAUUUCUUGACUUUUAAAUGUGUUGAUUCUUGGAAACAUGAAAGUUAUCUAAAUAUUGUUUAAUAAUUCAUUUCCCACCUCACAGCAAACAUGCUGCAGCUCAAUUACAAAAAAAAAAAACAAUUAGUACUGUUUAAGGAAGUACCAAUUUUCUCGAGCUUACUGUUAUUUUCGCCCUCUUAGAUCUGAAUAUUCUCCUCAGCACCCUGUUCUCAUACACCUCACUUAAUAUUCUUCCCUUAUAAAGAAAUUUCACACACAUUACAAUUAUUUACUUCUCUAAGUAUAAAUAUACAAGAGCUCACAUAACCUUGCAUACUAUUACACAUACUAUAACUUAUACCUACAUGUUUUGAUCUUAAAGCUUAUCACCAGGAUACAGCACAUGUAUUUUAGUGAAACUGUGUUUUUUUAUUCAUCUUAAACUUAAAAUUUAAAUAUACAGGUAUGUAAAAAAACUUGUGUGUAAAUUAUAAAAUUAUUAAAUAUAUUAAUUUGUAGAAGUCACUGUACAGUAAGCAUUGUGCUUUAAAGGUUUAGAUAUUAUAUUAAAGCAUUAAAAUAAUAUAUUAUUAUUUAAAUAUGCAUAUUUAUGUUGGGCAGAAUUUCAAGUAAAAUAUGUGCUUAAAAAUAUCAUGCCAAAUCAACAUUUGGUACACCCAGCUUGUAGUCAACAACACAUUUUAUUUAAUUCUCUUAGUGGGUG
Molecule: messenger RNA, 3746 nt
Organism: Cryptotermes secundus
Lineage: Eukaryota; Metazoa; Arthropoda; Insecta; Blattodea; Kalotermitidae
Gene: DopEcR
Product: G-protein coupled receptor 52
Exons: 3
Coding region: 592-1611 (339 amino acids)
Biological process (GO): G protein-coupled receptor signaling pathway
Cellular component (GO): membrane
Molecular function (GO): G protein-coupled receptor activity; peptide binding
Source: RefSeq, a predicted model, not a curated record